UGCGCUGUGUGAGGAGUAAAAAGCUCGGCGGCUGACAUACACACACACGGAGCCUGACUGUCUGACACAUACACACACGUACUGAUUCCCGCUGCAAACAUGAUGAAGUUUGUGCCCAAACUGCUGCUGCUGGUGUUGUUAGCUUUCCCGGCAACUCUGCUAAUCAAAGGGCCGGCGGUGAGCGCUCAGGAUCUGACAGAGGACGAGGAGGCCGAGGCCGUUGAUGAAGACGUUGUGGACGACGCUGCAGCUGAGGACGAGGACGAUGAGGCGGAAGUGGAAGACGACGAGAACACGGAAUUAACGGAAGAAAAGGAGGAUGAGGAGGAAGAAGCUCUGGUCGGAGAGAUGAAGGCUUCCCCUAACGCUGAUACCACUAUCCUGUUUGUCAAAGGAGACGACUUUCCCGCCAACAACAUCGUCAAGUUCCUGCUCGGCUUCAACAACAAGGGAGCGGAGAACUUUGUUGUGGAGUCUCUGGAUGCUUCUUUCCGUUACCCACAGGAUUAUCAGUUCUACAUCCAGAACUUCACGGCUCUCCAGCUGAGCACAGAGGUUCCUCCCAGCAAACAGGCCACCUUCGAGUACUCCUUUAUCCCCGCGGAGCAGAUGGGAGGGCGGCCGUUCGGACUCGUCAUCAACCUCAACUACAAGGACACCAGUGGAAACAUUUUCCAGGAUGCAGUGUUUAACCAGACGGUCACUAUCACUGAGAGAGAAGACGGACUCGACGGAGAGACAAUCUUCUUGUACGUCUUCCUGUCAGGCCUCGGGCUGCUCGUCGUCGUCGGCCUUCACCAGCUGCUCGAGUCCAGAAAGAGGAGGCGUCCAGCUCCAAAGGUGGAAAUGGGAACAUCGAGCCACAACGACGUGGACCUGAGCUGGAUCCCGCAGGAAACGCUCAACCAGAUCAUGCAGAGUCGCCGAGACAAAGCUUCUCCCAGACGAUCUCCACGCAAAAGGAACCAGAAACGCUCGGCCGGCUCAGACGAGUGACCGCUGCCCGUCACCACGGCAACGACUU
Solea solea (common sole) is the source of this 1024-nucleotide messenger RNA. It is a transcript of the gene ssr1, whose product is annotated as signal sequence receptor, alpha. Gene Ontology annotation, cellular component: endoplasmic reticulum membrane; endoplasmic reticulum. The transcript has 10 exons. The record is from RefSeq and is a predicted model, not a curated record. The coding region runs from base 100 to 996 and encodes 298 amino acids. NCBI's taxonomy places the organism in Eukaryota, Metazoa, Chordata, Actinopteri, Pleuronectiformes, Soleidae.